This is a messenger RNA of Pogona vitticeps (central bearded dragon), 1513 nucleotides long. RefSeq names its product F-box protein 45 (gene FBXO45). Gene Ontology annotation, biological process: proteasome-mediated ubiquitin-dependent protein catabolic process; synapse assembly involved in innervation. The record is from RefSeq and is a predicted model, not a curated record. Gene Ontology annotation, cellular component: synapse; SCF ubiquitin ligase complex. Gene Ontology annotation, molecular function: protein binding. NCBI's taxonomy places the organism in Eukaryota, Metazoa, Chordata, Lepidosauria, Squamata, Agamidae.
AUGGCUACCCGACUUUCAAGGCCUAGAUCCAUACAAAACACGAACGUUGGAAUAAUUAAACAGUUCCCCGAACAGGCACAAGCUGCCACUUCCGCCCUCCUUUGCCGGCAAGGGGUGUGGAGGACGUGGAGCGUCCGGCUUCUUCCUGCCUCACGGGCCCGGAUUGAUCUGCGGGAGUUGAAGAGCUGCGCGCUGGUGUGCAAGAUGUGGUACCGCGUCCUGCACGGGGAUGAGAACAGCGAGGUGUGGCGCAGCCUGGCCGCUCGUAGCCUGGCUGAGGAGGCCCUGCGCACCGACAUCCUCUGCAAUGUGCCCACCUACAAGGGCAAGGUACGUGCCUUUCAGCAUGCUUUCAGCACCAAUGAUUGUUCUAGAAAUGUCUAUAUUAAGAAGAAUGGAUUUACUCUGCACCGGAAUCCCAUUGCUCAGAGUACAGAUGGUGCAAGAACCAAGAUUGGCUUUAGCGAAGGUCGCCAUGCCUGGGAAGUCUGGUGGGAAGGUCCUCUUGGUACAGUGGCAGUAAUUGGAAUUGCUACAAAACGAGCACCCAUGCAGUGUCAGGGCUAUGUGGCACUCUUGGGCAGCGAUGAUCAGAGCUGGGGCUGGAAUUUGGUGGACAAUAACUUACUACAUAAUGGUGAAGUCAAUGGCAGCUUUCCUCAAUGUAACAAUGCCCCAAAAUAUCAAAUAGGUGAGAGGAUUCGUGUCAUCUUGGAUAUGGAAGACAAAACGUUAGCUUUUGAACGAGGCUAUGAGUUCCUAGGAGUUGCAUUCCGAGGACUGCCAAAGACAUGUCUUUAUCCAGCAGUGUCUGCUGUUUAUGGUAACACUGAGGUGACGUUAGUUUACCUGGGAAAACCUUUGGAUGGAUGAUACUCUUGUUUUGUUUUUUUAUGGGACAUGAAAAUCAAGAUGACAGUAUGGAGGAACCUGCAUGUUGAUUAAUAGGAAAACAUGGGUGAAAUGUUUGACUCCAUGUCAGAGAAACAUCUAGGAAGACUAAAAUGUGCGAUCUAGAAGACCAGCUGUAUGAAACAGAGUGCAUUGACAUUUCCUUCUUUCUGCUGGACCAGAAAAAGCCUCAGGGGGCUGCAGUUGGUUGGAUAAGCAGUUAACUGCAUGCAUGUUGGAUAAAACUUUAUUGCAAAGGUGGCAAUGUGGAAUCCUAUACAUAUUUAAGGAAAUGUUUAAUCGAUAUGGUUGAGGAUGUUUCCUGAAACUUGUGAGUAGUGCGUAUUGUGGAAAAAUUUUCAAUUUUUAAACUAUUUGCUCCCAUCCGGCCUUUGAUUCAGUGUGUUUUACCAAAGGUAACUGGUUGGGUUUUAUUUAAUAUAUUUUAAAUGUACUUAAGAAGUAUGGCCUCUGGACCACACUUCUCUAGAUUUAACCAUUGCGCAGCUACACUGAAGUGUAUUUUUAAAACUGUUUAUACAGAAGGCUUUAAGAACUAGAACAAAACUAAAGGUUGCUUUUAAGUGAAAUGUAAAUUUUGAAAUAAAUAAAUCACACACUA